This is a messenger RNA of Carya illinoinensis, 2212 nucleotides long. Its product is annotated as ketol-acid reductoisomerase, chloroplastic. The coding region runs from base 88 to 1848 and encodes 586 amino acids. Gene Ontology annotation, biological process: L-valine biosynthetic process. NCBI's taxonomy places the organism in Eukaryota, Viridiplantae, Streptophyta, Magnoliopsida, Fagales, Juglandaceae. Gene Ontology annotation, molecular function: ketol-acid reductoisomerase activity. The record is from RefSeq and is a predicted model, not a curated record. The transcript has 10 exons. Gene Ontology annotation, cellular component: mitochondrion; chloroplast.
UGGGUUACAUUCACUCUCAUUCAGCCUUUUCAGUUGUCUUCUCCAUCUCUCUCUCUCAGCGCCGCUCUUUACUUAGCUCGUUCUUUUAUGGCGGCGGCUACCUCUUCAUUCUCUCUGGCUCUUUCUGAGCCUUCAUCAUUGUCGUCUUCUAAAACCCUUAAACCCGUCUCUAAAACCUUCAGUCUAGGUUUCGCGACGUCGGUUUCGAAGGGCCUGGGGGCUCUCAGAGCUAAAGCCCCUGGUUUUGUCGGCGCGUCUGCUCUCGGUGCCAAAAUGGUUUCGAUGCCAGCCAUAAAGCCCCUGACCUCGCUUGAUUUCGAGACCAAGGUCUUUAAGAAGGAGAAGGUCAACCUCGCUGGUCACGACGAGUAUAUUGUGAAAGGAGGGAGGGAUUUAUUCCCUUUGCUGCCGGAUGCGUUCAAGGGGAUUAAGCAGAUUGGUGUUAUUGGCUGGGGUUCCCAGGGACCCGCUCAAGCCCAGAAUUUAAGAGAUUCUCUUGCCGAAGUGAAAUCUGAUAUCGUGGUCAAGAUUGGACUUAGGAAAGGUUCCCGUUCCUUUGCUGAAGCUCGCUCAGCUGGUUUCACUGAAGAGAAUGGCACUCUAGGUGAUAUAUGGGAAACUGUCUCAGGCAGUGAUCUUGUGUUGCUAUUGAUAUCUGACUCUGCACAGGCUGAUAAUUAUGAAAAAGUAUUCUCCCACAUGAAGCCAAACAGUAUACUUGGGCUUUCCCAUGGUUUUCUUCUUGGCCAUUUGCAGUCAAUGGGACUGGAUUUCCCCAAAGACAUGAGUGUGAUUGCUGUGUGUCCCAAGGGAAUGGGUCCUUCUGUAAGGAGACUUUAUGUCCAAGGCAAAGAGAUAAAUGGUGCGGGGAUUAAUUCCAGUUUUGGAGUCCACCAGGAUGUUGAUGGUAGAGCCACAGAUGUUGCCCUAGGAUGGUCAGUUGCUCUUGGCUCUCCUUUCACAUUUGCCACAACACUAGAGCAGGAGUAUAAGAGUGACAUAUUUGGGGAACGUGGCAUUUUACUUGGUGCUGUUCAUGGAAUUGUGGAGUCCUUGUUUAGAAGGUAUACAGAAAAUGGAAUGAGUGAAGAUCUGGCAUACAAGAAUACUGUUGAGUGCAUCACAGGGAUAAUAUCAAAGACCAUCUCAACCAAGGGCAUGUUGGCUGUGUACAAUUCCUUGUCAGAAGAGGCCAAAAGGGAAUUUGAGACUGCAUAUAGUGCAUCAUAUUAUCCCUGCAUGGACAUCCUGUAUGAAUGCUAUGAAGAUGUGGCCAGUGGUAGUGAGAUCCGCAGUGUUGUCUUGGCUGGGCGUCGCUUUUAUGAGAAGGAUGGUCUACCAGCUUUCCCAAUGGGUAAAAUUGAUCAGACCCGGAUGUGGAAGGUUGGUGAACGUGUCCGAUCAGCUCGGCCGGCAGGAGACCUUGGCCCAUUAUAUCCUUUCACUGCUGGUGUUUAUGUGGCAUUAAUGAUGGCACAGAUUGAGAUAUUGAGGAAGAAAGGACACUCAUACUCCGAGAUCAUUAACGAAAGUGUGAUUGAGUCGGUUGAUUCCUUGAACCCCUUUAUGCAUGCACGUGGAGUUUCCUUUAUGGUUGAUAAUUGUUCAACAACAGCGCGAUUGGGAUCAAGAAAAUGGGCUCCACGUUUUGAUUACAUCGUCACUCAACAGGCUUUGGUUGCAGUGGACAAUGGUACACCCAUAAACCACGAUCUCAUCAGCAACUUCCUGUCAGACCCAGUGCAUGGAGCCAUUGAAGUAUGCGCCCAACUGAGACCUACAGUAGACAUUUCAGUGCCCCCAGAUGCAGACUUUGUCCGACCAGAAUUGCGCCAAUCUAGCAAUUAAAAGUGGGUACCUUGAGAUGGCAAGUAUAAUCUUCUUGAAGGGUGUUUCAGGGUGAAGAGUUGAAAAAAUUUAGGAGCGCACUGUGGGUUUUAUCAUCUAAUCUGGUUGGCUUAGUUAUUCUAUGUUAUAUUUAGAGCCACUAUAUGUUUAUUUUCCUCGACUGUUGAAGGAAUGAGACGUGGCACUGCAUGUUGCCUUAGUGGUGCGACUAAAUUAUUCUAGCCAUGUUGUUGGAGUUGGCUACGUUUGUUUUGAUUUGGUUCUAUGAAACAUGGUCUUGACUGUUUAGAAAGUUUUGCUGUUGGACAUGGUUCAAAUAAUUGCAUCGCUGUAUUAAAUGCUUUUUCUGGGUUUUGCCUCUUAA